This is a messenger RNA of Mercenaria mercenaria, 1329 nucleotides long. RefSeq names its product sentrin-specific protease 1-like. Lineage: Eukaryota; Metazoa; Mollusca; Bivalvia; Venerida; Veneridae. The record is from RefSeq and is a predicted model, not a curated record. Bases 1 to 1329 code for a protein of 442 amino acids. Gene Ontology annotation, molecular function: deSUMOylase activity. Gene Ontology annotation, biological process: protein desumoylation. The transcript is spliced from 3 exons. Gene Ontology annotation, cellular component: nucleus.
AUGUCUGACAUGGAAACAAAAAUGAAAAGCAUCCAGUCUAGGAUAUCUGAAACGGAGAAGUUUUGUGAAUUCGUAGCCAAAGACAGUGAUUCUAUUAAAACCGAAAUCAAGGAUACAAAAAAUGAAAUUAAAAACGUUAAAACAAGCUUUAAAAGCUUUCAAAAUAAGUCAUCAGAUUUAUAUGAACAACAAUCUAGACUAGAAGAACAGAUGACUAAUCUAGAGUUACAGUCACUUAGAAACAAUCUAUUAUUCUAUGGAAUUCCGGAAGGGAGCGCAACAGAGAAUUGCGAAGCAUUAGUCAAAGACAUGUGCAAAGAGUAUUUGAAAAUUGAGGAUGCAGACUCCUUUACAUUUGAAAAAGUUCAGCGACUGGGGAAACGGACUGGCUCAAAAAAUCACCCGACUCUCGCAAAAUUUCAGUUUAGGCAUCAGCGAGAACACGUUAGGACUGUUUCGUUCGACUUGGCAGAUGACUCGGAGGCGGCCAGACACGGAGUAGGAGCACAUCUUGGAUUCAAUCUGGAACAACUGAUAGACCUUCCUGAUUCAAUCAUACUUAACAGAAAGAUCUCAGAAAAUGAGGCACAAGAUGAAAGGAGAAAGUCAUUGUCGGAAGAUGAAGUCGAGAUUGUAGAAGAGGAGCAGGAAAGCUUACCUGAACUGACAACUGAAAUGGAAAAUGUGAUCAACAAUGCAUUGUCACCAGGAAAUCCUGAUCAAGUUCUGGUAGACAAGUUCCACCUUCAGAUCACCAAGGGUGAUAUUGCCAGAUUAUCUGGUUCAAACUGGCUCAGUGAUGUGGUUAUCAAUUUCUACAUGAAUCUACUGAUGGAAAGAGGUGAGCUGGAGGGAUGUUCCAAGGUGUAUGCCUUUAAUACAUAUUUUUAUCCUAAAAUGAUGAGUGGAGGUCACUCUGCAGUAAAAACAUGGACGAGACGUGUGGAUGUUCUGGCUGUGCAUUACAUUCUCAUACCAGUACAUCUUGGCAAACACUGGUGUCUUGCAGUCAUUAACUUUAAAAAGAAAGAUAUCCAGUAUUACGAUUCAUUGGGAGGUAUUAAUCAAAAAUGCCUAUAUGCUUUAAGACAGUACCUCUGUGAUGAAAGUAUGAACAAAAAAAACACUGAAUUCAACUUAAAUGGAUGGAAUUCAACUAUUAUGAAAGAUUUACCUCAGCAGAUGAAUGGCAGUGACUGUGGUAUGUUUGCUUGUAAAUAUGCAGAGUACAUCGCAAGAGAUGCUCCUAUUAUAUUUACCCCGGAAGACAUGCCAUACUUUAGAAGAAGAAUGGUAUAUGAAAUUGUGUCAGCAAAUCUGUUACAGUGA